This is a messenger RNA of Rhincodon typus (whale shark), 725 nucleotides long. Its product is annotated as aminomethyltransferase, mitochondrial. NCBI's taxonomy places the organism in Eukaryota, Metazoa, Chordata, Chondrichthyes, Orectolobiformes, Rhincodontidae. Gene Ontology annotation, cellular component: mitochondrion. Gene Ontology annotation, molecular function: protein binding. The coding region runs from base 12 to 725 and encodes 237 amino acids. The transcript has 6 exons. The record is from RefSeq and is a predicted model, not a curated record.
UGGUGUCUGAGAUGCUGGUGGCUGGAGCUCGCCUCGGAGCCCGGCUCCGACUGCAGCCGGAGGCAGCCAGACGGCUACGUCGCAAUUACAGCCAGGACCAUGGCGGCACGGAAUCUCUCAAGAAGACGGCGCUAAAUGAAUUCCAUCGGAAUAAUGGAGCUCGGAUGGUGGAGUUUGCAGGGUGGAGUAUGCCUGUACAGUACAAGGACAGUCACAUCAGCUCUCACUUGCAUACCCGCCAGCGCUGCUCAUUAUUUGAUGUAUCCCACAUGUUGCAGAGCAAGGUGAUGGGGAAGGAUCGAGUGAAAUUCAUGGAAAGUUUGGUCGUUGGAGACAUUGCUGAGCUGAAGGACAACCAGGGUACACUGUCGCUCUUCACCAAUGAAACAGGAGGGAUAAAGGAUGAUCUGAUAGUGACUCGGACUUCAGAUGGAUAUCUGUAUAUCGUAUCGAAUGCGGGCUGUGCUGACAAGGACUCUGCCCACAUGAAGGAGAAGCUGGCCGAGUUCAAAGCCGCUGGGAAUGAUGCUGACCUGGAGUUUUUGGAGGCGGGAUUGAUAGCGCUGCAAGGUCCAUCUGCAGCAAGGGUGCUGCAGGAGGGUGUGUCUGAUGACCUUCAGAAACUGCCAUUCAUGUGGAGUGCCAUGAUGACUGUAUUUGGGGUGCCAGGCUGCAGGGUAACUCGUUGUGGCUACACUGGAGAGGACGGGGUGGAGGUGAGUUAA